GGCCCCCCCCACUUUGGCGGAAAGUGAGUGAUGAGUCUGUGUCCCCAGCAAAGAGGCAAAGAACUUGCUUUGCAGACUGAGUAGUUGUUUCUUCGGUUGUUGUUGUCUCUUUUUUUCUCUCAAAGUGUUGUCCUUACCGUGGCUGCCACUCGCCUUUGGUUUUCCUUUUUCCUGCCUUUUUACCAUUGUUGUUACUUUCCCCGGUUUUGUUGGGUUUGUUGUUUUUUGGUUUGUUUUCCUUUUUUUCGGAGGAGGGAGGGGUGGCUGCCUGGCUGGCUGGCGGGUCAGUUGCAAAAAGCGAGCGAGCAAGAGAGGAAAAAAAAGAAAAAAAAAAAAAAAAAGCCAAAAAAAAAAAAAAAAAGGAGCAAGGGAAAAAAAAAAGAGGAACAAAACAAACCAAACAAACCAAACAAAACCAAACCAAAAACCAAACCAAACAAACAAAAAAACUUCACUCGGACCUGAAAGUGGCAGGAAAGUGCCUGGCAAGUUGCAGGGAUGGAGCUACACAGCUUGCAGGAGGCGUUAAAAGUGGAAAUCCAAUGUCAUCAGAAACUAGUUGCACAGAUGAAGCAAGAUCCACAGAACGGGGAUCUUAAGAAACAAAUCCAUGAAAGGCAAUCAAGAAUAGCAGCUCUUAAUGAGAAACAAUUUCCUCACAAUUCAUUGUGGACUUGCCAAGCCUAUGCCUAUAGCUGCCUGAACACAACACCAGCACUCUUCUAGAAGGGUACUUCUCCCUCCAGCUUCACUCUUCCUCCCCACUGCCUCCUCCUGCGACCUUGGCCCAGUUGUUUCUGCAGCUAAGAUAUGAACUGAGGUGGGUUAGCAACCUGUGUUAAAACCUAGAUUUUGUUCCAUUACCAAGUUAGCUUUAAUUAGGAGCACUACUGGUUUAUUGGGCAGCUCUCUGAAUGCUCAUGCAGUCACAUAGGUGAGGAUAGCUCAUGAGAAUGAUCAGGAGACCAGGACUCCUUUGGAAGCACUGUAAAUUCAUACUGGCAUACAAUGUUUGGUAAAACAUGGUCUGUUCCCCUCACCUCCUGGAGAAGACCAUCAUUAUCAGGCUUUAUGUUAUUUUUGCCACAGUUCUUCUAAAGGCUUUAGCUCUUCAGGGGAAAAAAUAGUUUUUGGAAGGAAGGAAGGAAGGAAGGAAGGAAGGAAGGAAGGAAGGAAGGAAGGAAGGAAGGAAGGAAGGAAGGAAGGAAGGAAGGAAGGAAGGAAGGAAGGAAGGAGAGAAGAAAGAAAGAAGGAAAGAAGGAAAGAAGGAAAGAAAGAAAGAAAGAAAGGAAGGAAUUAAAGAAUUAAAGUGGAGAUGAAAGCAAGAAUAAAAUGAUGCAAGGCUGUAUGAAGUCACAGUAUUGAUGGAGAAAACUGUUCAGAGAGCUGCAUCUUCUACAUUGAGAGCUGUUAAAAGUCCUCACUUCCUGCUCUGCUGGAAUCCAGUGCAAUAAGUAAAACUUCAUUUUGCCUCUUAUUUGCCACAUUCUUUUUCUACAUCAUGCCUUUGCAGUUCACACAACUGAAGCUCAAUCUUAUCGUGAGAUGGGGGUUACACCCCAGACGAUCUUGGAAUGUGGGAACUGGAACAAGGACUUCCUUUUUCUCUGCGAGUGGCUUGACCUGUGUUUGAACUUGGAUCUCUAGGGGCUGCUGCAUAAACCUUCCACUGAACUCCACAGCUCUGUCCUUGCGUUCUACUCUGGAUAGUGUUUCUCUCCUGUAGAAGACAACCAUGGAAGUGUAAAAAACCCUUGGGUGCAGUACAGAAGAAGACA
Messenger RNA from Pogoniulus pusillus (Red-fronted tinkerbird), 1778 nucleotides. RefSeq names its product PHD finger protein 21A-like. The record is from RefSeq and is a predicted model, not a curated record. The transcript is spliced from 4 exons. Lineage: Eukaryota; Metazoa; Chordata; Aves; Piciformes; Lybiidae. Bases 499 to 726 code for a protein of 75 amino acids.